Molecule: messenger RNA, 1539 nt
Organism: Colletotrichum lupini
Lineage: Eukaryota; Fungi; Ascomycota; Sordariomycetes; Glomerellales; Glomerellaceae
Exons: 6
Coding region: 1-1539 (512 amino acids)
Biological process (GO): DNA-templated transcription
Molecular function (GO): zinc ion binding; DNA binding
Source: RefSeq, a predicted model, not a curated record
AUGUCGUCUGAUACUCCGUCUUCAUAUCGCAAGACACAGCGCGCCCCACGAAGUUCUGACUGGUGUUUGAAUCAUAGAGGGAAAGAUCCAGUCAAGUUGCCGACAUAUGAUGAGCUGGUUCAGGAAAAUCGGCGACUAAGAACAGCUCUUGAAGCCUCUCAGGUCCGCUCCGCUUCUGAUUCGUCGUUUCGAAAGCCGAGGACUGCGCAAAACUUGUUGGAGUGCCAUGACCCGCUGGAGGAAAUGGUAUUCAAGUCUCCAUCAUCUUCACAGGUGUCUCGACAUCGCCGAGGAUGGAGUACGGUUGACGUACCCUGCCGAAAGUCUAGCGAGCUGCUAAUCGCUUAUGACAAGAAGUGGAAUUCCUGGGUCCACUAUGCCCUUGAAUAUCCCGAGUUCGAUCAAGAACAUACUCAGUUUAUGGAUAAUUUAGAAAAGGGCACUGUCUUGUCUGAUUGCGAUCCUGGUUGGUUAUCAGUGUAUUUCAGUGUUAUCACGGCUGCCCUAUUGAUGAUGGAUGACAAGGAAGCUCGGGAGAUACUUCCUGCAGGAGACAUUGGAAGUAUGCUACAACAGUGGUACAGGACUGCCAUGUUCUGUCUCGAAGAAGCAGAUUAUAUGAGAAGUAGCACAAUUCGCCCUGUUCAGGCGAUUGCAGUACUUGGCAUGUGCUUCCACAAUUUCGGAGAUUCUGAUCUAUAUCGUCAUCUCUGGAGCUGCGCAAUACGAAUCGCACAGAAUCUCGGGCUGGACGGCACUCAAGCUCCACGUCCCCCUACGGAGCUGGGCCUCGAAGCUCAAAGGCGUCUAUGGUGGACCUUGAUCAUUUGUGAAUGGCUUGCGGUCCCUUACUAUGUGCCUCAAGUAGACGAAGGAGACUUCAAUGUUCCACUGCCUUGGGCAGAAUCUGAUCACGAAGGUCCUCACCCAGUGCUGUAUCACAUAUUCAUGGCACGAACCUCGACUGUCUAUCAUAGAUUUAGAUCAGCACUACGGGAGGGCACGCGAUCAGUGGCUGAAGUCGUUCGCCUAGCUGAUGAUGAACUAGCAGAGGUCAUCAACACCUUGCCCAACCAUCUCCAACCCGAUAGUGGCAAACCCGAAGAAAUGCAGGAGCUAGAGCUAACCCACCCCUGGAUCAAAUGGCAACGUUUCGACAUCAGUCUCGUGCUUCUGCACCAUCGUAUGCGCAUCAAUCGUUCAUUACAAAAGGAGUGGCUAGCAGCUCCCGGUCUGUAUGAUUGGGCACGGGCAGUGUGUAUUCGUUCUGCUAUGGAUAUCAUCUGGAUUACCCAUAACUGGGAUCAGCCAGUCUCAAUGCGACGACAGUGGGCUUUGUCGAUGCACAUCUUCGUUGCUGCCAUCUUUCUUCUCAGAGAAUCCCAUAGAGCAAAAGCCGGGGCUGAAGUUGACUUAACGGACGAGGUGCAACUCGCCAUUGAAUACCUGGACGAGGUCAAAUCACGCAACGCCAUAGCAGAGACGGCAGUUGCCAUCCUCAGGUCUUCACUGCAUGAGGCUAACAUGGAGUUACAGUGA